Molecule: messenger RNA, 627 nt
Organism: Dentiscutata erythropus
Lineage: Eukaryota; Fungi; Glomeromycota; Glomeromycetes; Diversisporales; Gigasporaceae
Source: the annotation of a GenBank genome assembly
AUGACUGAGCUGAUUAUGCCAAAGGUGAAUGAUGAGUUCAAAUCUUUAAAAGCUUUUGAAAAUGCUGCUAAAUCAGCUGCUAAGUAUAGAGGGUUUGCUUUUUCAAGAAAAGAUAGCAACCUUACUGGACAUAAUGGCAAGUCAUCUUUUGUUGUUGUCACAAAGACUGAAUUUAAACAUAAUCACUCCAUGCUUGAAUUGGAAGAAGUUGCAACUUUUCCUCAAUAUCAUUCUAUAAGCUUAAGUCAAAAAAUUCUUGUAAAACAGUUACAUAAUAAUAAUACACCUACUCAAGUUAUAACAGCAGCCGUUAACAGGACUAUAGAUAGUAAAAUGAUUCUUUCAAAAGACAUUAUUAAUAAAUAUGCUUAUAUUAGACUUGCUUUGAACAAAGAAGUAGCUAAAUGUAUUGCUAAGUGUCCUGAGGUUCUUAUUGUGGACUCUAUAUAUCAAACCAAUAUCUAUAAAUAUCUUCUUGUCAGCAUGAUUGAAGAUGAAAAUAAAGCAUUUUUGAAAACUGAUAAGAUAUUGCAUCUUCUGAAACAAAAUUUAAAAGUUAAUUGUCACAAACUUUUUAAACCUGAUGAUGAUUAUGAGGCAUUCAAGAAAGAUAUUGAAGCAUUAUGA